CUUUAAAAACUGACAAUUUAUUCUUGAAAACAGCUGAUAGAUAUUGUCUAAUUUGUGUGUUGCAUUGUUUUGUUUCAAUUAUUAAUUAAUUAAAAAUAAUCUCAAAAUGGAAUCACAAUUUUCUUUGGAUAAAUUAAAAGUUAACCAACAAAUGGCUUUAGAAAUGGCCAAAGUCAAGUUAGCUUCAUAUGACACGAUAAUCAAUGAAUAUGAGACUUUAAAAAGUAACAUGGAAAUGUUGGUGAAAAAGCUUUGUCAUCCAGUCAUGGCGCCUAUUUGUCAUAAUAUGAGGAGGGAAGAUGCGCCCAUUGCUUUUAUGCCAGGUUAUCUUGAUCAUACUAACCAAGUGAUGGUUUCUUUGGGUGAUAAUUGGUUUGUUGAUAGAUCAGUUUCUCAAGCAGUUGAAAUUGCUGAUCGAAGGAUUCAAUAUUGUCAAGAUAGAAAGAAAGAGAUUGAAAAGGAAAUAGAAGCUAUACAAAAUUGGCUCAAAUUCACCAAUGAACUAACUGAAGAGAAGAAAGAUUUAGUGGAAAUAAUGGAAGAUUAUGAUGAAGAGGCCGAAAAAAAGUGGAGGGAAGAACAUAGAAGAAAAGUCAGAUUAAUGAAGGAGCGCGAAAAAUCGGAGAGACAGCGAAAUGUUUAAUCAAGACAUGUUGCUGUGUUGUAAAUAUUUUAUAUUUUUUCAUGUAAUUGUUGAUAAUUUUUAAAUAAGAAGAAACAUUGAAAAUCCAU
This is a messenger RNA of Tetranychus urticae (two-spotted spider mite), 732 nucleotides long. RefSeq names its product unconventional prefoldin RPB5 interactor (gene uri). The record is from RefSeq and is a predicted model, not a curated record. Gene Ontology annotation, biological process: negative regulation of phosphatase activity; negative regulation of transcription by RNA polymerase II. Gene Ontology annotation, molecular function: chromatin binding; transcription corepressor activity; phosphatase inhibitor activity. Lineage: Eukaryota; Metazoa; Arthropoda; Arachnida; Trombidiformes; Tetranychidae.